CACAGGUGCAGGGAGACAGCAUUCCUCUCCGGCGGCCGGGCGGAGAUGGAGGGCGCCGCGGCUCCCAAGCGCCGGACCCUCGGCUUCUUCAAACCCAGGCUCUACAUGUCGGAGCGGCGCCGUACCGACACCAUCAUCGCGCAGGGCGAGGAGGAGAAGGCCAGUAACCUGCGGAGGAGCCAGUCUGAUCGCAGCGAGUACAGCCAGAGACUGAAAGCCAAGAUGACUCCCCAUGCAAUUCCUGAAGCUUCAGCAACCCCAACGCUGGACCCAGAGGAACAGAGGGAGCACAUGAUGCGCAGGAGGUUAAAGAUCAUCGAGGAACUAGUACAGACUGAGAAAGAUCACUUCAGAGACCUGGAUCUGUGCAUCACCCAUGUUGUGCAGCCUCUCCGGGAGAAACAGAUCGAGUGUCUCGAUGUGGAUGGGUUGUUCAGUAACAUCGAAUCAGUCCAUCAGAUAUCUGCCAAGCUCUUGUCAAUGCUGGAAUAUGCGGUCACCGAGGAUGGACCAGAAAUGCAGAUGAUCGGUGAAAUAUUUUUGCAGAUUAAAACUCCUUUAGAGGAAGUCUAUAAAAUCUAUUGUUAUCACCAUGAUGAUGCCAAUAAUUUGCUGGAAAUGUAUGACAAAGAUGAAGAAAUUCGGCAGCAUAUAAGAAACCAAAUUGAUGUUCUGAAGAAAAUAUAUCAGGAGCAGGGCAAGUCUACCUUGCUGGAUAUGGGAUCGCUGCUCAUUAAGCCUGUGCAGCGAGUGAUGAAAUAUCCACUGCUGCUGAGCGAGCUUUUGAAAUCCACCCCGGAGCUCCAUGCAGACCACAGACCCGUCGAAGAGGCUCUGCUUGCAGUGAUGCAAGUCAACAACAACAUUAAUGAAUUCAAAAGGAGGAAGGAUCUGGUGAUGAAGUACAAGAGAAGUGAUGAGGACGAAUCUCUCAGGGACAAGUUAUCCAAAGUCAACAUUCGUUCCAUCAGGAAGAAGUCUAACCGUGUCACCAGUCACCUGAAGAUCCUCACUGGAGCAGAGCUGCAGGUCAAAGAUGAGACGUUCGACCGAGAAGAGAAAUUGUUUCGAAACUUGGAGAGGGCUGUGAGAUUUGGUGUGAAGAACACACUCUCCUAUGUUCAGAAUAUUCAGGAAGGUAUGCUAUUGGCUGUUCAGAAUGUCCAUGGACUUCAAAGAACUUUCCAAGAUUCCAACCAGACCAACGGUGACUCUCUAGACAGACUCAAAAACUAUCAAAACUCUUUUGAAAGUUUUAGAGACCAUUUGGAGAGGGCAGUGGUCUCGCCACUCACUACGUUGCAGGUCCUCUUCUCGGCUCCCCAGAAGCUGAUCCAGAAGCGCUACGACAAGCUGCUCGAUUACGUCAGUUGCCUCAAGCAGUCUGAGAGCGUGAGGGAGAAGAAGGCCACAGAGGAGCUGAACCAGGCGAAGAGGGACUACGAAGCUCUGAAUGGGCAGCUGGUGGAGGAGCUGCAGAAAUUUAACAAAGCGGCAAUAAAGAUUCUAAUCAACUGCAUUUACUGCUUCAUGGCCAUCUUCAGGGACCUCAUGACCUCCGCUCUACAGGCAUCCCCGUCCGUCAAAAACAUGCCGAUUACUCCUGCAAGGAAUGUCCAAGACAAGCAAAAACAAGUCAUUGAAGAAAUUUGUAAGCUGUCUUUUGGCAAGGAGUUCGGCAACGGAUCUCAGAGAGUGAUGGAGAGGAGGAACAGUUCAGAAGAAAGGUCAAAGAAAAGGUCAUCAGCUUCCAUGCCCAAAGCUCCCCAUCAGACUGAAGACCACCGGGCUAAACUCCUGUCAACACACAGUCCUGACAAACUGUUUCAAGCAAAGCGGAAGUUCAAUGCCACCCAAGAUUUAGACACAUCUCUUCAUGAGGGUGAAAUCGUGGCAGUUCUCGAGAAGCAAGAUCCUAUGGGCAGUGUGAGCAGGUGGCUCGUUGACACUGGAGUGACACGAGGCUAUGUAUAUUCCUCAUUCCUGAGACCGUAUAACCCUGCGAUUGGACAGAACGGACUGUCGACUGAAGGAUCCGUUAUGGACGGCGAUUUUGAUGACAUUGCCCUUUUCGUGUCUUCAUAUUCUGACAUCAUGAAGAUUUCACACUUCAACUCCAGUGACAGUGACACUACGCUGAACAGUUCUCAGGAGAUCAGUCCGUGCAGUGCAGACACAAUGUCGUUCAGUGGCAGCGAUGACAACUCAAGCGACCUUGGAGAGCAGCAGAUCUUCUAUGCUGUGUACCCCUUUCAUGCAAGGAGUGAAUAUGAACUCAGCCUCCAAGAGUACGAGCGAGUGAAGAUAGUGAAAUCCAGUGACGUGAGUGGCAACAAAGAUUGGUGGUUGGCAGAAGUCAAUGGGAAAAGAGGUUAUGUCCCUGCAAACUACUUGGGAAGAAUGUCUUAUGCAUGAAGACUCAACAUGUGAAAACCUUCGAGAUUCAUGGAUGGACCUUCAUGUGGCUGCCGUCCUAGUUUUGGGCAACAUGUUGAAGGAGCGGGCCUGUUUAAUUGGAUGUGGCCAUACGACUCAAUCAGUGCCGCAACUGAGGCAGCGUCUCAUUGUCUAUUCUACAUCUAGUGCUCCCAACGCUCCACCAAAUCCAACACGAGAGACUGCGGAUGCUGGAACCUGAUGCAGAAAACAAGCUGCUGGAGGAACGCCGCAGGUCAGGCGGCAUCUGUGGAUGGAAAUGACAGUCGAUGUUUUGGGUCAAGACCCACAACGUUGAAUGUCCACCUCCCUCCACAGAUGCUGCCUGACCCGCUGAGUUCCUCUGGCAGCUUGUCUUUUGCUCCAAAAAAAUUCCUUGUGUUUAAAUACACUUUCCAAUUCUUUCCAAGAAAAUUGAUUCACUUUCCAUGUGGAUAGGAAACUACUGCCUUGAAGCAACUGUUUAGUGAAAUGUUUAGUGGUGUGUUGUGUGUGUGUGUGCACGUGUGUGAACACCAUGUGAAGGAUAUGGCAACAAUGAUCCAGAUUCCAAGGCCACAAAAUCUAGAUGUUGCUGUUAAACAUACUCCUGUGGAGUAGAGACUUUUUAAAUAAAUCCUUUUGAGAUAUGAAGGUAUACACUUAAUUCAAAGCUACUUGCACAUUAUCCAGAAUAUUUAAUAGGAAUCUUUUUUUUCUACUAGCAUUUCAAUUAUUAAGUCUCACAGAAGGUGAAGCCAAAGAAUGCAGCAUGUUUUAUUUCGCUGUGGGGGCAGUUUUUAUCUUCAUCCCUAACUCCUCUAGAAAGGACUGGCUUUCUAGUCCAUUUCAGAGCGCAGUUAGGAUCCAACUGUGGAGUCACACUGAGACCAGACUGGAUAAGGUAGCAAAUUUCUUUCCCUGGGAACAUUUGUAAAACUGAUGCAUUAAUCCAGUGGUUCUAUAAAUACAGGGUUUUAAAUUCCAGAUAUUAUUUACCUAACUAAAUUUAAGAAUCCUGGGUACUGCAGUGGAAUUUCAGUUUGUGCCUCCAGAUUAUGAGUCCAGCAUUCUGAAUAAACUGUGCAGCAAAGUAACCACGAUGUUAUUGGUGUCCUUGGAAAGAUGCAGCACAGUGGACAGCAUUUGUCAUGCCACAUCUGUGUCAACCCAUCGAAAGACGUCUCCAUUGAUGGUGUACAUGGGUAGCACUUACACUAAGUAAGCAGGGAUUGCAGAAAUGGACAAACAACAAGCCUUCUAAAAUGUAAGCAAUGAUAAUUUCCUGAUUAAUUAUGAUGGCGUUGGAGAGUCAGACCUCGAGGCCAGUAUUCCCAAUUUUCCGAGCUUUGACGUGAAUGCAGACUGUGAAUGGACCCUGCCGAUGAUUCUCUUCUGCUUGUCAAAAUCCACGUGAGGGUCCGUACAGGAGGGACCACCCUCACAGAUUCUGCCUGUGGUCCUUGCACUGGGCUUGUUGAAGGAAAUUUUACUUUGUCGAUCCCCAUCGAACUAUUCAGAAGAGUUACAAAAUGCUCCGUACUGCGAAUUCCUGAUCAUCAUGCCUCAGUAAAGAGCAUAGAUAGUAUUGUGCCUUGAACUCCCCAGUGUCACGAUUAGAUAAGAUGUUUACUGUGUGAGAUUGUUGAGGAACCUGUUAUUCUACAGACAUUCUCCUCAUGCCUAUUAGGUAAAUGUGUGGAUUAGUCUUAUUAUUUAUGCAUUGUGUUUGUACAAUAAUAUCUAGCAGUAAUAGAUACAAUGGGGCACUGACAAUAAAUUUUAGCAAGCUAAACACUGCUGUCUGUAACCCAACAUUUACUGGAUCCUGCCUCAAAUCUUUCAGUGCUGCAUUAACAUCCUAGAAUGUUAAGACUUUACAGUCUACCAUUGAAAGUGAACACAGGAAGAGGUAAUGCCAAGAUGAUUGAACCCAGUUGCUCUCCCAUUUGCUUCUGAAAGCUGCCUUCACAGCUGCACAGUUCUUAAUACAAUUCACGCAAAGCAAGAAGUUAGCACCUUGGGUUCAAGUGCAGUCAUCGGUUUCCCCUGGGGAGUUGGCCACAGUGUCUUGGCCAAAAUGUUUCCCUUGAUCAACGUCACAGAGAUUGAUCAAGGGAACGUCACGUUCCCUUGAUCAACGUCAAGCAAGCUCCCACAAACAGUAAUGUGAUAAUGACUAGAUAAUCUCUGUGACGUUGAUCAAGGGAAACAUUUUGGCCAAGACACUGUGGCCAACUCCCCAGGGGAAACCGCUGUGAAGUGCUUUGGCUGUCCUGACCUCGUGAAAGUUGUUACAUAAAUGUACAUCUUUCUUUUAAACAGACUGCAAGACUCUUGAUGUCAAUGGGAUUACGUGUGUGAAAACUAGUUACUUUGAAUGAAUUUUAUUACAAGUUCCCAUAUUUUGUUAAAUUGUCAUCCAAACACAUUACAUUUUUUAUCUUGCUUUCAUCAACAACUUUUCUGUUAUUUGCAGAGACAAAGUCUAAUCUUAUGCAAAAGCUGAAUUCUGGCUUGAGGAGAUAUGCCUUCUGUAAACUUUUCUGUAGGGGCCAGUUAAUGUGUAGCUCGGGUUGGAAGAUUUAAGCAGCCUUCUCAUUAAAACAGUUAUGAGAUAGAUAAAUGAAUUGACUGUUGUAUAAAUGGGAGCUAAAGUCUCAACUCAGGAAAUGCUGUGAGUUCUGGCCAGUCUCCUUAGAGGCAACUUCUUGUUCAUUUCUUUGUGGGGAUUUUAUACACUUUUGUGAACCAUAUUUUAAAGUACAGGGCCUGACGUGAUGCACGAUGGUUGCAGCUUUAUAAUGAAGGUCAAGUGGUAUUCAGGAGCUUUCGAUUAUGGGCUAGGGUUAUUAGUGAUAAGACUGACAUUGCUUCAAGACGUGUGUGUGUGUGUGUGUGUGUGUGUGUGUGUGUGUGUGUGUGUGUGUGUGUGUGUGUGUGUGUGUGUGUGUGUGUGUGUGUGUGUGUGUGUGUGUGUGUGUGUGAAAGAUUGCUGAAGCUUUCCCAAGUUCCACCCAUUUUAGCUCCUAGACCACACCACAUUCGAGAAUUUUGACUAGAGGGGCAUCUUCUUCCAUUUGUGCUUGAAGCAACGGCUUUUGAAGAGAUCCUAAUGAUUCAUCAUCGUCACACAGCAUGGAAACAGACCCCUUGGCCCACUAUGUCCAUGUGUACCAUUACGUACCAAUCUAUACCAAUCCCUCAUCUAAUGUCACCCUUUCCAGUGGCUCUGUUUGAACAAUAUUGUGCACCCUUUCAUGAACUCCACAAUAAUUUCUCCAGCACAUUUUAACCCAUCAGAAGAUUUAGCCAGCCCUUGGACCAUAAGAUUAAUUUGGAGAUACUUCACGGUUCCCUUGAAUCGCCUUCGUUAGCUAGAAUGCACAAAGCGCAUUGGUAUGGCUUAGCUGGCAAAAUUAUCCUGUGCAAUUUUGUGGAAUUUGUUUAGUUUCUGGGCAAAUGUCACAUUUCAUGUAUUCAGCAUUUUAAACACUUGUGCAAUCGGUAUUUUCAUUCCUGAGAGGGAGUGACUAUUUAUCUUGUCAACUUGUCAGUGGACAAAUUGAUUCACAAGUUGUAUAACUGAUGAUUUGUUUUGA
Pristis pectinata (smalltooth sawfish) is the source of this 6017-nucleotide messenger RNA. RefSeq names its product Rho guanine nucleotide exchange factor (GEF) 38 (gene arhgef38). Gene Ontology annotation, biological process: intracellular signal transduction. Gene Ontology annotation, molecular function: guanyl-nucleotide exchange factor activity; protein binding. The coding region runs from base 46 to 2415 and encodes 789 amino acids. The record is from RefSeq and is a predicted model, not a curated record. Gene Ontology annotation, cellular component: cytoplasm. The transcript has 14 exons. Lineage: Eukaryota; Metazoa; Chordata; Chondrichthyes; Rhinopristiformes; Pristidae.